AUGUCCCAGUCCACCAUCGACUUGAAUCCCCCCAGCAUUCGACGAGUGGUGAUUGAACACAUUGUCCACAGCAGUGAAAGCCCAUCACACCUGGCUACACCAGGUAGGCUUCGAGCUUUCUCAGGGAAAUGUCCACGGUUUAAUAAUGAAGUGGAUUUCGACACAUGGCGUACCAGUGUUGAAGUUCUCAUGAAAGAUCCCUCAGUCUCUGAAUCAUACUGCACGCAUCGCAUCCUUGACAGUCUCCUCCCUCCUGCUUCUGAGAUGACUAAGCAUCUUGGCCCACAUGCUAAACCUUCGGCCUAUCUUGAACUACUGGACUCUGCCUAUGGAACAGUUGAAGAUGGCGAUGAACUAUAUGCCAGGUUCAUGAAUACACUUCAAAAUGAUGGGGAGAAGCCAUCUGCUUUUCUGCAGAGGUUGCAUGUGGCACUGGGCACAACUAUGAGACAUGGUGGUGUGUCCUCUCAUGAUUUCGACCAGCAGCUUUUAAAGCAGUUCUGCCGUGGCUGCUGGGAAAAUUCCCUAAUAGUCGACCUCCAGCUUGAACAAAGAAAGAGAAAUCCACCAUCCUUUGCAGAACUGUUGCUGCUAUUAAGGACAGAAGAGGAUAAACAGGCGGCGAAAGUGAGUCGCAUGAAGCAGCAUUUGGGAAGCACCAAGCCUGUUUAUAGUGCCAGUAAACAGCGUGUCAUGUCUCAUCUUCAAACAGCAUAUGCUGCUACUGAUUCUGACUAUUGCACUGAAGUCGAGAUGCUGAGGAAAGAGAUAUCAGACAUUAGCGCCCAGCUUAAUAGCAUGACAGUUGAGAGUAAAAAACAGAAAUUGCCCAAACAGAAAGCAAAGUCCCUUGCUUCUAGUGCCAAAGCCGAGGCUCACCUCGUGAAAAAGAAAGGAACAACUCAGCAGAGCCCCGCUAUCAAAAUGAGCAGCAAACCACGCCCUUGGUACUGCUUCCAGUGUGGGGAGGAUGGUCAUAUCAUCUCGGCAUGUGACAAUGAGCCAAAUCCUUCCCUCGUAGCAGCAAAGAAAAAACAGCUGAGAGAAAGGCAGGCUGCAUGGGAGUCUUCCAAUCCCCUUGGCAAUCAGGCAUAUUUAAACUGA
This is a messenger RNA of Neoarius graeffei (lesser salmon catfish), 1104 nucleotides long. RefSeq names its product zinc finger CCHC domain-containing protein 12-like. NCBI's taxonomy places the organism in Eukaryota, Metazoa, Chordata, Actinopteri, Siluriformes, Ariidae. The record is from RefSeq and is a predicted model, not a curated record. Bases 1 to 1104 code for a protein of 367 amino acids. Gene Ontology annotation, molecular function: zinc ion binding; nucleic acid binding. The transcript has a single exon.